This is a messenger RNA of Tricharina praecox, 973 nucleotides long. Its product is annotated as P-loop containing nucleoside triphosphate hydrolase protein. Gene Ontology annotation, molecular function: DNA helicase activity. The transcript is spliced from 2 exons. NCBI's taxonomy places the organism in Eukaryota, Fungi, Ascomycota, Pezizomycetes, Pezizales, Pyronemataceae. The coding region runs from base 334 to 879 and encodes 181 amino acids. The record is from RefSeq and is a predicted model, not a curated record. Gene Ontology annotation, biological process: DNA repair; telomere maintenance.
CGCCUAUUUACUUGGCUAUUAAGUACUCAAGUCCAUACCUAAGUAGCCAUGCAGUCAUGCUGAUCGUCCAGUAGACGCCUGUGUGAGACUGUACGCAACGAUGUCUGUCUUUCGAGUCUAUCAGAUAUCCUACACGCUUCUGAGCCUAAGCAUCCGUCAAGACGCCUCGGUCACUCGGCCCCGUGCCCAGCCUUCCACGUGGCCUCCGCUCACCGCGCCACUGUGGCCCCGCCACACCUGUGACACCACGACGUCACUACCCCGCCACCAGCGUGCUUUUGUCGCGGUUCCCAGAGCUGCUUUUGCACCGUUCGCACCGUUCUCAUCCACCAGAUGGCGGCCCGCAUUCAUCACCUUGCGGCCGUUUCCCGGCGAUGGACCAGCAAUCCUCGACUAAUGCCAAACCUUCCUCCUACUCCUUCUCGAUCUACAUUCCGGGGCCUUCGUACUCGUCCUCGAGCAGUACCAGCGCCUCCUCCUAUUACUCCUACUGCUGGGGUGAAUCUAUCACCUGAGCAGCUGACCGCGCUCAAACUCGUCGGGGAGGGAAAGAACGUGUUUAUCACUGGCCGCGCCGGCACGGGAAAGUCUAAACUGAUCGCGGAGAUUCGGAUUCAAGCGUGGAACAGAGGACGGAAAUGUAUCGUUACUGCGCCUACUGGUGUUGCUGCACUGCUGGUGGGUGGGAAGACGCUGCAUUCGUGGCUUGGCGUGGGGCACGGUGACGAGCACUUUCAGCACUAUAUCGAUAAUUUAAAUCCCCCAUCGAGAUUAUCGUCACAGGAGAAGGAACGUGACGACUGGCAGCCUUGCUCGAAAGUCAAUUUGCUGAUAAUUGAUGAGAUAUCAAUGGUGAGUUUUCACAGUCGGGUUCGGUAACUGUCCCUUGUGUGGGUCUAUCUUGAUGGAUGGGUGAUACUAGGUGGGAUCCAAGUUGUGGUAUGCGGUGACUUUUUCCAGCUCCCGCCGGUGA